Molecule: messenger RNA, 1512 nt
Organism: Vavraia culicis subsp. floridensis
Lineage: Eukaryota; Fungi; Microsporidia; Pleistophoridae
Product: proline-tRNA ligase
Exons: 1
Coding region: 1-1494 (497 amino acids)
Biological process (GO): prolyl-tRNA aminoacylation
Cellular component (GO): cytoplasm; aminoacyl-tRNA synthetase multienzyme complex
Molecular function (GO): proline-tRNA ligase activity; ATP binding
Source: RefSeq, a predicted model, not a curated record
AUGACCACAAUCAGAGAAAAGAAAAAAGUACCAGAAUUUGGUCUUACAUACAAAAAAGCAGAGAACUUUAGUGAGUGGUAUCAGCAGCUUGUGAUAAAAUCAGAACUUCUUGAAUAUUACGAUAUAAAAGGCUGCUUUAUUAUGCGGCCGUGGUCGUAUUUCAUCUGGAGUGUCGUGAAGGAGUCUUUUACCCGCGAUAUAACGAAAAUGGGUGUGGACGAGUGCUACUUCCCGCUUUUGGUGACAAAAGAUGCAUUGGAAAAGGAGGCCAAUCACAUCGAGAACUUUGCGCCGGAAUUGGCCUGGAUCACGAAGUGCGGUGAAAACGAUAUUGAGCCGGUUGCUAUACGACCAACUUCUGAGGCUGUGAUGUAUCCAUACUUCAAAAAAUGGCUUUUUUCUCAUCGCGAUCUUCCUUUGAAACUGAACCAGUGGUGUAAUGUGCUCAGGUGGGAGGUGAAAAGCACCCUACCGUUCAUAAGAGGAAGAGAAUUCCUCUGGCAGGAGGGACACACGGCCUAUUAUGAGAAAGAAGGUGCAGAGCAGGAAGUCCUGCAAAUUCUUGAUCUCUACGAAAAGAUAUACACAGAUCUUUUAGCCAUUCCGGUGAUAAAAGGAAAAAAAACAGAGAAUGAAAAGUUUGGCGGUGCAGAGUACACCACGACGGUGGAAGCAUUUAUUCCGAUAAACGGAAAGGCUGUACAAGCCGCUACAUCGCAUUUUCUUGGGCAGAACUUUUCAAAGAUGUACGAUGUCAAGAUUGUUGACAAGUGUAACAACGAGGAGCAUGUUUAUCAGAACAGUUGGGGAUUGACAACACGGUGUAUCGGUAUUGCGGUGAUGAUACAUUCCGACGACAUCGGUCUUGUGCUGCCGCCACGGGUAAGCAAAGUACAGGUCGUCAUAGUUCCGUGCGGAUCGAUGAAUAGCGAUGUUGUCGGGUACAUCGAACGGAUUAAGAAGGAAAUGGAGGAAAAGGGCAUUCGUGUUCUUCUUGAUGACAGGAAAAACGUUCUUGCAGGAUUUAAGUUUAACCAUUGGGAACUGAAGGGUGUACCACUGAGGAUGGAAAUCGGGAUGAAUGAUUACCGAAGCAGCGAGGUUGUUAUGGUAACACGGAUGAACGGCAACAAAAGAAAAAUAUCUUCUGUGGAUAUCGGUGAGAGCGUGCUUAGCGAGCUUAACAAGAUCCAUGAUCAGAUGUAUGAGAAGGCCAAAGCCGAACAGAUGAAGAGAAUAAGGAGGGCGAGCAGCUGGGAAGACUUUAAGUGUGAGCUGAGUUACAAUAACAUGAUAAUGAUACCGUUUUGUGGACGUAUAGAGUGCGAAGAAACCAUCAAGAAGGAGACAACAGUUUUUACAGAUGGAACUGUUGAUCAGCAGGGUGCGAAGAGCCUGUGUGUUCCGUUUGAGAAUAACGAGCGCACGGACAUGCAAUGUUUGAAAUGUGGAGAGAUGUGCGACAAGUACACCUUGUUUGGUCGAAGUUAUUAAAAAGUAUAUUUUGGAGGA